AGCGAGGCAUCCCCGUCUAACCUUCGUCACUCUCCUCCUCUCCGCAGUCACUAUCUGCUCGUUCAAUUUCUUCUUUAAAUCUCUCCCAUAAUGUUCUCCCGUGCCGUCCGCCCGGCCCUGCGGGCUGGUGGUGCCGCCGUCGCUCGCCCUGCCCCCGCCAAUGCCGCCACCUUCGCGACUUUGCGUGAGAUUGAGGGUCGUCUCAAGUCCAUCAAGAACAUUGAGAAGAUCACCAACACCAUGAAGAUUGUUGCGUCCACUCGUCUUACCCGUGCUCAGAAGGCCAUGGACGAAUCCCGCGUCUAUGGUAAGACCUCCAACACCGUUUUCGAGCAGGCCGAGACCAAGCCUCUGGAGGACAAGAAGGUUCUUCUGGUUGUUGCCAGCUCCGACAAGGGUCUUUGCGGUGGUAUCCACUCUGGUCUGAGCAAGGCCACCCGCCGUCUUUUGGCCGAGAACCCCAACGCCGACGUUGCCAUUCUCGGUGAGAAGGCCAAGGCUUCGCUCUCCCGUGCCCACCCCGAGAACAUCGUUCUGAGCUUCGCCAACGUCUGCAAGGACAUCCCCACCUUCGCCGAUGCCCAGGCUAUUGCCGACCAGAUCGCUCUCCUGCCCGAGGAUUACGCCAGCGUUCGCAUCAUCUACAACUCUUUCAUCAACGCUCAGAGCUACGAGCCUGUCACCAUUGAGGCCUACUCCGAGGAGGCCAUCACCCAGUCCGCCAACAUCUCCUCUUACGAGGUUGAUGAUGAGGUUCUGACCAGCCUCCGCGAGUACGCUCUUGCCAACAACCUCUUCUGGGCCAUGGCCGAGGGUCACGCCUGUGAGAUCUCCGCUCGUCGCAACGCCAUGGAGAACGCCUCCAAGAACGCUGGUGAGAUGAUCAACAAGUUCCAGAUCUUGUACAACCGUCAGCGCCAGGCCACCAUUACCGGCGAGCUGGUUGAGAUUAUCACCGGUGCCACCGCCAGUGCGGAUAUGUAGAAGCUUUCUUCUGCAGGACCAAGUCGGCUUUAGUGUAGACUUGUUCAUAUUUAGAUCGACCUUCAGCUUGUGUAAAAUCAGAGUCAAUCCAUUUCCAUUUCAUAUGUACAGAUA
This is a messenger RNA of Penicillium crustosum, 1098 nucleotides long. RefSeq names its product F1F0 ATP synthase subunit gamma. Bases 91 to 984 code for a protein of 297 amino acids. Gene Ontology annotation, biological process: proton motive force-driven ATP synthesis. The transcript is spliced from 4 exons. The record is from RefSeq and is a predicted model, not a curated record. Lineage: Eukaryota; Fungi; Ascomycota; Eurotiomycetes; Eurotiales; Aspergillaceae. Gene Ontology annotation, molecular function: proton-transporting ATP synthase activity, rotational mechanism.